Messenger RNA from Cucurbita pepo subsp. pepo (vegetable marrow), 4047 nucleotides. RefSeq names its product serine/threonine-protein kinase 12. Gene Ontology annotation, biological process: protein phosphorylation. Gene Ontology annotation, molecular function: protein binding; protein serine/threonine kinase activity; ATP binding. NCBI's taxonomy places the organism in Eukaryota, Viridiplantae, Streptophyta, Magnoliopsida, Cucurbitales, Cucurbitaceae. The record is from RefSeq and is a predicted model, not a curated record.
ACUCCAAUCAAUCGCCAUUGCUCAAAUAACGAGCCCUGCUCCACGGCGACAUUCUUUCUAUCCACGCGGGAACUGCUUGUCGUCCCUCGUUGUCAUCAUCAUCCCCAGGCCCACCUUCCCAGUCCACUGUCCUUAAAAUCUUCCUACCUUUUCUCAUUAAUUGUUGUCCCGUCCCUCUCUCUCGCAAAGCAAAAAAAUAAGCAAAUUGCCUUCCGGAUCGGCUUCCAAAAUUUACUGUGAAGCUUUUCCAGAUCCAGCAAUCCAACUGGGUGUUGGAUUUUUUUAUAUAUCAGGGUUUAAGCUCCUCCUUCUCUUUCAAAUCCAAUCUACAUUCCUACGAUUUAGACAGAUACUUGUAUUUCAUUCUUCUGGGUUUGAUUUUUAUAUUCCCUGUGAUAUUUGAGGCAAUGAAGAGUCCGGUGAGGUUUAAGUUGGGGAAACAGUCGUCCCUGGCGCCGGAUGGGCAUCUCGAAGAUUUGGAGGAGCUGGUCAAGCAGCACCAAACUGAGGAGGGGAUAGAUUCGAGGGUGAGGUUGAUGUAUUUGGCCAAUGAAGGUGAUUUGGAAGGGAUUAAUGAACUGUUGGAUUCGGGAGUCGAUGUCAAUUUCCAUGAUAUCGAUAACCGGACGGCUCUGCAUAUUGCUGCUUGCCAGGGAUUCGCCGACGUCGUCGCUUUGUUGCUCGAACGUGGCGCUGAAGUCGACUCCAAAGAUCGCUGGGGGAGCACGCCUCUUAGGGAUGCCGUGCAUUACAAGAACCACGAUGUGAUCAAACUUCUGGAGAAGCAUGGUGCAAAGCCUCCGGUGGCUCCCAUGCUCGUGAAGAAUGCCCGUGAAGUGCCAGAUUAUGAAAUUGAUCCUAAGGAGCUUGAUUUUACUAACAGUGUGAACAUUACCAAGGGAACAUUUCGCAAAGCAUCUUGGCGUGGAACUGAGGUUGCUGUGAAAGAGCUUGGAGAAGAUCUAUUCACUGAUGAGGAUAAAGUGAGGGCUUUCAGAGACGAGCUUGCAUUGCUUCAGAAAAUACGACACCCCAAUGUUGUUCAGUUUCUAGGUGCUGUUACUCAAAGUUGGCCGAUGAUGAUAGUUACAGAAUAUUUGCCAAAGGGAGAUCUUGCAGCAUUAUUGGGCAGAAAAGGAACACUAAAAACUAUGACCGUUGUGAGACUUGCCCUUCAUAUUGCAAGGGGGAUGAACUAUUUGCAUGAGAACAAGCCAGCACCAAUUAUCCAUCGUGAUCUUGAGCCUUCAAAUAUUCUGAGGGAUGAUUCUGGCCACUUGAAAGUAGCAGACUUUGGAGUUAGCAAGUUAUUGACGGUUAAAGAAGAUAAACCUUUGACCUGUUCAGAGACUUCACGGAGAUAUGAAGCUCCGGAGGUUUUCAAAAAUGAAGAAUAUGAUACAAAGGUUGACGUAUUUUCGUUUGCUUUGAUUUUACAAGAGAUGAUUGAAGGCUGUCCUCCAUUUCCCGACAAGCGAGAUAGUGAAGUUCCUAAAUUGUAUGCAGCAGGUGAACGUCCACCAUUUAAAGCACCACUUAAACGUUAUGCAAAUGGACUAAAAGAGCUAAUUGAAGAAUGCUGGAAUGAGAAGCCAACUAAAAGACCUACUUUUAGGCAGAUAAUAACCCAGCUGGAAUUCAUUUACAAUAGAUUCGGUCAUAAGAGGCGCUGGAAGGUCAGGCCAUUGAAAUUCUUCCAGAAUAUUGAGGCGAUGUUGAAGAAAGAUCGUUCCCGUCAAAACAGUUUGAAUCUAUCAACACAUUCUUCUGCCAGCAGUAUAUGAUUUGUCAGAUUUUGGUCCAAUAUUGUGUUUACCUUCCCAGCUUCGUGUGAUGAAACGUGUUUCACAGAACUAACUUUCUGACACUCAUAAUUCUACAAUUGUCAUUGAUUUUAGAAUUCGUGAGAGUUUGGGAUGAGAAACACCUGCACCAUUGUUGAUUAAAUACCGCCUUUAAAUCUGUGAUAAAUUCAGGAUUGUUAGACCCAAAUCUUCAAUGUUACUUUGAAAUGCAAGAUCUUAACUAUCUAACACCUUUGAUCUUGUCGGAUUGGAGGCCCUCUUUGGGCUUGUUUUUAACUAUCUUUCACAUUUGAUUUACAAUUCUAGUUUCUCCGGGACAUCCUUCUCUUGGGCUUGUUUUUAAGUUUGUUGAUAAAAAGAAGAUCGCACCCUUCUUCUAAAAUCUCUUAUUUUCAGGAAAUGUGUGGAUGGAUAUGAAGAUGAUGACAAAGAAUUCGGCAAAUUCCAAGUUUGGACCUUAAUAUUGUGAUAGUUGAACAACAAAGAUAGGAAUUCCAUUUCGUUGACUGUUUACCCGUUUAUGUGCAGAUUCAGGAGAUACCAGCACUAAGUAUAUCAGCUACCAACUUGGAAAGGGUUUGACAAACAGCUAUAGACAUAAGUGGCAGGAAAGUACCAACUUGUAAGUUUCAGUUUCAAAUUUGAUCCUGUUGGUAAAAAGAACCAACUUGCUGGCAUGAGAAGCAACUAUUUUUUGGCUGCAAAUCUUCCAACCAUACUUGGGGAUUGAAUUUGAAGUUGGUGAGUUGAUUGCUAAUAGCUCGUUUUAGCAAAUUGGAAAAAAAAAACCCCAAUUCUCUCAGAUUGAAAACACUGGUUGCUGUAUCUUAAGAACAUCCAUUCCUUAAAAUCUCCAUUUCCGGGGCAAUCAACAGUAUCAAAUCCACAUGGGAAAUCAGAUCUUCUGGUUAGUUUGUUCAUCACACGUCCUUGAGAAAUUCGUUCUAUAUGAUUACAAGUCCAGCCAGAAAUGCCUUUUUUUAUUAUUGUUAUCUUUGUUUCCAUUUUGAUGCCGCUGUUUGGUCACCAUCAUGUGUGAAUGUGAAGAAUUGCCUGAACUCUGCCUGGAAAAUUAGAAUUGUAAAGAAAGCAACUUCUAGUAAUAUCAUGUUAUUGCUUUCUUUUAAUUGAACCUAUUUUUGGCCACCUUCAAGAAGACACCCUUAAAGAGAGACAGCUCAAAUCUCAUCAAACAGACUGAAACACACUAUGAGAGACAAGAAAAUAUUGAUCUCACUUUCCAGACGAAUAUUCAACAUUGUGAAAACAAUCAUUCUCUUUGUCAAAAACAAGAAAAAUAUGAAGAUCUGCAAUUUUCUAAACAUUUGGUCAGAGUUUUCUAUGGUUCGUCCCAAGCCCUAAGAUUCAAUAGACAGCCUCGACAUUCACUUGCGUCCUUAAACGGCUUGCGAGAGGAAAGACAAGUCUCAAUAACAAAUUCUUUCCGCAUGUGUUGUCCUCACUCAUAUUCUACCUAUAAUUUUUUUCAAGAGGUCCAGACGUAAGGUUCUUAAAGCAAAACAGAAAGGUACCCCUCUUACUAUUAUGUGUUUUAAGUCAUUCUCAACUAUAUUUGCAUAUCUUCAAGUGCUUUUUCUUAUAGAUGUAGUCUUGAUUUAUUCAUGUAUCUUUUUUUUACUUACACGGUUACACAUAAUCACUGAAAUUAAAGCCUUUAGCAAAAAGGUGAGCAGUGUAUAUAUGCUUUUAAAGCAAUCCAUUAUCAAAGGUUCACCACAUGCUUUCUUUGAAACAUAUUCUCAUUAAGGUAUAAAAACACAGCAAUUUUAUGUUCCUUUUGCAAAGGAGAUCUGCAAAAUGUUCAGGUAUAGAGCUCAGCAUGGUGGAAAGGAAAAGCUUUGCAGAAAAAAAAAGUAUGUCAGUAAAGCUGAGUUGCCUUCUGUCCAAAACUGCAAUAACUGAAGAGCUUUAGCAACUCAGCCAAUUUCAUCUCUACAAGUUGGUUCAAUUUUCCCUUACUCUCUUACUCUGUCUAAAUUAUUGCUUUGUUUAUACACUUCUCUACCCCUUCUCCCACUCAAUUUCUAUUAAUGGAGUUUCAUUGAAGUUGCACAUAAAAUGAGGAAGAACAGAAUCCCAAGUUCAUAAGUUGAAUGUCAAUUGCCAUACUUGGUUUCAUACUUCAUUCACAAAGCUUGGAAAUUGAGGUACCUCAAAGUGGAGCGAGAUCGAAGCAACUAAUGUCUUUGAGUCAAAUUUAUUAGCAAAAAAAAAAAAAAAA